Meira miltonrushii is the source of this 1950-nucleotide messenger RNA. RefSeq lists its product as uncharacterized. The coding region runs from base 1 to 1950 and encodes 649 amino acids. The transcript is spliced from 2 exons. NCBI's taxonomy places the organism in Eukaryota, Fungi, Basidiomycota, Exobasidiomycetes, Exobasidiales, Brachybasidiaceae. The record is from RefSeq and is a predicted model, not a curated record.
AUGACUCUUUUUGCAAGGGCUGUUCCCAACGGGAAACAUCACCUAUCAAGAAUGCAAAAGAGAGCUCUAGGUGAUCAGCCAAGUACGCAAUCAUCCGAUUCACAAACGGGUCAAGAUUCAAGUCAACAAGCCGGUCAACAGACAGGUCAACAGUCAAGUCAAACUUCAAAUAAUGUAUUCAAAGCUGAUCAACCACAAUCAGGUAAGCAAGAUACCUCCUCUUCAUCCACCCCUGAUGCAUCAUCUCCUGAUAGCAAUAUUGCAAAAAUGCUUUCCGCUCACGCAAAGCACCUCAAACGUAGCUCUGCUUUCGCUGAAUUGGAACCAAGAUCGCCUUUAGGCAACCUAUUCGGAAACAGCGAAUCUGAAACUCCUUCUUCUUCCUCUCAAAGCAGCUCGGGUGGUACAUUCUUUUCGGGAAAUGCGGCUGGUAAUAGUGGAAGUGGUACCACUGGAUCCACAACUGGAACAGGUAGUGGUGGUGGUGAGAGCAGUAGUGGUGGAAGUAGCUCUAGUGGAAGCAAUUCGGGUGGAAGCAACUCUGGUGGAAGCAAUUCGGGUGGAUUGAAUAGUGGAAGUUCUUCGACCAGCGGUGGAACACAAGAAAAGCAACCUUCGAAUAAUGUUCCCGUUGAGCACACGUCUUCUUCUUCUUCAUAUGCACCUACAAGCACAUCGUCAAUGAGACCAACAAGCACGAUGACUAGUGCUACAAGUACAAUGACCAGUAUGCCACCUCCAACGAGUACAUCAUCUUCAGCUUUGCCUUCUUCAACGCAUGUGACUAGCAUCACUUCAAAUGGACAAGUUGUUAUCGUUACUAGUACAAUUCCAGUUUAUCCAGCCCCUACAAGUGUACCCAGUGGCACAAUGAGCCAUCCUAGCGAACAAAGUUCGGGACCUAAUGUUGGUGCUAUUAUUGGUGGUCUUGCAGGUGGUUUGGUAGGAUUGAUCGUUUUAAUUUGGUUGAUUUUGUUGCCCGUUCGUGCCAGAGCCAAGCGUAAGCAAGAAGUGGACUGGUUAUCUUUCAAGCCUGAUAAUCAUGAAGCAAACGAUGAUAAUCAAAAUGAUUCAAUCUUCCGCACUCCAAGAGCAGGCGUUGGCGAAGAAGAUGACGAAACAGCAAUGAAACGUAUGAACAGUAGUGCAGGCAUGUUGACAAACCCAGAGGCAUACCAAAUGCAAGAUGUCGGUCAAGGCGGAAUGACUUUGUAUGGUCAUUUGGAUGGUAACCCGCGUCAACAACAAUGGCAAGGUGGGCAAAUGGGUGGAAAUGGCGCCGAAUACAUGAACCAAGGUGGUUAUGAUCCAAAUUAUCACGGUUACUAUAAUGCUGCUUACCAACAAAAUACACCGGCUGGUUUCAACAUGUAUUCGCCUCAUACAUCUCCUGAGAUGGGACCAGUUGCCUAUCGUGGCGGUGGUGGAAAUGGAAGCAUCGGACAUGGCGGACCAGGUGGUCCUCAAGGUCCUUACGGUAACCCUGGUGAGAAUCCAUAUCAAAACUACAAUUACCCCAAUAUGCCACCUACACUUGCACCAGUCGCACAAAGACCCAAUCCGCAAAAUGUGUCCACUCAUAGCUUACCCACAAGUCCAGUAAGUGAAGUGACUGCAGCUCAAGCAGCUACUUUGAGUAGAAAUGCCUCUGGUACGGCAACAGUGGUCUCGUAUGGAGGCGGAGGAGGUGAAAGUAUGAGUGGUCGUAUGGCAGGAGGCGCAGCGAUGGGACCGUCGAAUUCCGGCUCAAGUCAAGCAAAUACAACGCACAAGCAGCAAUCAUCAAUCACAUCACCAACUCUUCAACGUAGAGAAUCAGGUAAAUUAGUUCAAGCAGCAAAUAAGAGUGAAGAAGAUGUUUGUUUACCGUACGAACGUGAAAGUCCUGCUCGUUCGGCCGAUUCGAUUCAACAACAAAAGAAUUUGCAUCUUGUCAAUCCUGAUGAUUGA